AUGAUGGGCACCACUGCUCGCGUGGAGGACUUCAGGGCCUGCUUCGGCAAAGUUCGACCGCUGAUGGUGAAUUUCAUUGCAUGCUUCGGUGUCUUGCCGGCAGUUGCUUUGGUCAUCGGCCAUGCUCUGGAUCUUGAGGAGGAUUUCAUGGUGGGCCUGGUGCUGAUGGCUGGGGUGAAUGGAGGAUCCGCCUCAAACCUUUUCGCGCUGCUGGCGGGUGGUGAUGUGGCCCUCUCUGUGCUGAUGACGAUCACCACCACUCUGGGGGCAGUGAUUUGCACUCCAUUGGUGGCAGAGUUCUUCGUUGGCGCCCUGGUGCCUGUGGACACCUUGGGGAUGCUUCGGUCAGCAGUCGAGGUUGUGCUGCUUCCCAUCCUUUGUGGAGUGGCGACCCGGGCAGCACUGCCAGCGACCAUUGAGAAGUUGGAGCCACUGAUUCCUACACUUGGACUGGGCACGGCGAUGCCCAUGAUUGGCGGAGUGCUUGCAAGCAAUGCUUCGUCCAUCUUGGGCGCCGGAGUUGCGCUUCACGUGUCUGCGCUUGUCUUCCAUCUCGUCGCGGGUCUCAUAGGCUACUACCUUGCAGGCCUCACAGGUUCUGACGAGUCAGAGCGGCGCACCGUGGCCAUUGAAGUGGCGAUGAAGAACCACGUGUUUGCUUGCAUUCUGGCCGCGGCCCACUUCAAAUCUCCCCUAGUUCAGACUCCGCCUGCCACAGCAUGCAUUUGGUGUCCAAUCAUCGCCGCUGCCAUGUCAGCAUACUGGAAGAGGAGGCCCAGCAAAAGCAGAAAGGAGAAGACGCUGGAAUCGGAUGGCGAUCGAUCCGUUUUUCGCAUGGCUACGCCAUAG
Effrenium voratum is the source of this 849-nucleotide messenger RNA. NCBI's taxonomy places the organism in Eukaryota, Dinophyceae, Suessiales, Symbiodiniaceae. The record is from the annotation of a GenBank genome assembly.